Molecule: messenger RNA, 3533 nt
Organism: Diceros bicornis minor
Lineage: Eukaryota; Metazoa; Chordata; Mammalia; Perissodactyla; Rhinocerotidae
Gene: VAT1L
Product: vesicle amine transport 1 like
Exons: 9
Coding region: 52-1305 (417 amino acids)
Molecular function (GO): zinc ion binding; oxidoreductase activity
Source: RefSeq, a predicted model, not a curated record
CCCCCCGCGCCGCAGCCGCCGCAGCCCGAGCAUCCCGCGCCCCCGCUCGCCAUGGCCAAGGAAGGCGUGGAGAAGGCGGAGGAGACGGAGCAAAUGAUCGAGAAAGAAGCAGGCAAGGAGCCGGCGGAGGGCGGCGGCGGCUCCCACCGACUCGGGGACGCCCAGGAGAUGCGCGCCGUGGUGCUGGCCGGCUUCGGGGGGCUUAACAAGCUGCGGGUCACCAGGAAGGCCAUGCCCGAGCCACAGGACGGCGAGCUCAAGAUCCGCGUCAAAGCCUGUGGUUUGAACUUCAUUGACUUGAUGGUGCGACAAGGGAAUAUUGACAACCCUCCCAAGACGCCCCUGGUGCCAGGAUUUGAGUGUUCUGGGAUUGUUGAAGCUCUGGGGGACAGCGUGAAGGGAUACGAGAUCGGGGACCGUGUCAUGGCCUUUGUCAAUUACAACGCCUGGGCAGAGGUGGUCUGCACGCCAGUGGAAUUUGUCUACAAGAUCCCAGAUGACAUGAGCUUCUCCGAGGCUGCUGCAUUCCCCAUGAACUUCGUCACAGCCUACAUGAUGCUCUUUGAAGUUGCCAACCUCCGGGAGGGGAUGUCUGUGCUCGUGCACUCAGCCGGUGGCGGCGUGGGCCAAGCUGUGGCUCAGCUGUGCUCCACUAUCCCCAAUGUGACUGUCUUUGGAACAGCUUCUACUUUCAAGCAUGAAGCAAUCAAAGACUCCGUGACCCACCUGUUUGACAGAAACGCAGACUAUGUGCAAGAAGUGAAAAGAAUCUCUGCUGAAGGAGUGGACAUUGUUUUGGAUUGCCUCUGUGGGGACAACACUGGAAAAGGUCUCAGCCUUCUGAAACCACUGGGGACCUACAUUUUAUAUGGUUCGUCCAACAUGGUGACUGGAGAGACCAAGAGCUUCUUUAGCUUUGCAAAAUCAUGGUGGCAGGUGGAGAAAGUGAACCCCAUCAAGCUGUAUGAAGAGAACAAAGUCAUCGCUGGGUUUUCCCUUUUAAAUCUGCUCUUCAAACAGGGCCGCGCAGGCCUCAUUCGAGGAGUGGUGGACAAACUCAUCAGCCUCUACACCCAGAAGAAGAUCAAGCCCGUGGUGGACUCCCUGUGGGCCCUGGAGGAGGUGAAGGAGGCCAUGCAGCGGAUCCACGACCGAGGGAACAUCGGCAAGUUAAUUCUGGAUGUCGAGAAGACCCCGACUCCACUGAUGGCCAACGACAGCACAGAGACCAGCGAGGCGGGAGAAGAGGAGGAGGACCACGAGGGUGACAGCGAGAACAAGGAACGGAUGCCCUUCAUCCAGUGACCCAGGACCCAGGCAGGAGAAUGUGAAGGAUGGUUUGGAAGAAGAGGAGCCAGCUGAGAACGCUCUUCUGUGCCCCAGUGAACAAAUGCUGUAGUCCAGUGCGUGUCGUGUUUGUCUGCAGUCAGCUGAGCUAAAAAGCUGUUAAUCACCGUUGUUUUUGAAAUUAAGUGCCAGUCCCAUUCCAUGCAGUAUUAUGUCCCGCCCCCAUCUGUGUAUUACACUCUCCCUUCUCCCUUCUUUCAAAACCAUCCAUCUUUGGGUCCUUCUUGACAGUUCUAGAACAGCCUCGAAAAUGAAUACAAGCCCACAGGCCCAAUGCCUAAGAGACCAGACAUGGGCAAAGGCAAGUUUGGAUUGGAAGGUGUUGUCACAAAGCACUGUCCAGGUCCUAGAAUUCUUCAGGCCAAUGAUACUUUUUGCUGCCAGUCACCCACACUUCUGACAAGAGCGCUUGCCAAUUUGGCUGGCAGAAAGAGGGUAGGCCAGAAGAUGUUUUCAUGAACCCAUAAAUUUAGGACCUCUCCACCACAGUAGUACUUUCUCUCUCCCCAUUUAAGAGGCAACUUCCUUACAUUCAUUCAGUUGCUUCAUGGUCCGAAGGUUGAACCACUCUCCUCUCGCCCUCUGAUGUUUGAUCCCUUCAUUGGUUCUUAUCCAUAAACACAGGGAAACAGAUGUGGAAUUUUUAGGGUAGAACGUGGGUCAACAGCAUGAGUUUGAGGACCAGCCACAGAGAUGUCUCCUCUGAAAUCACAUCUCAUGAGCAAGCUCCUCCCCUUGCCUAUAUAUUUUAUUUUAAUUUUAAGAAAACUCACUGCGUCUGGGACUAUUUCAGAAGUCAUUACCAAGACUCACCUAUGUUUGCACACUUGCCAUUGGCAUUGCCAAUUUUGCUAUUUUCAUUUCUUGGUAGUGAGCAGCCACCUUUACCGAGGAUCCCCCAAGGAAGACCUCCCUUGUAGAGCAUAUUUAGGAAAAAAUCAAUGAGUAUCUUUCUUCUUGCCAAAGCAUGUUCCAACAUGUAACAAACUCUAUCGACACAAAAGGUUGAUGUUCAGUAUCUGAGGCCAAAUGCGUAGUUCCUCUCCUCCAAAACAUGAAAUUAUGGUGCAGACUCUGCAGGGCCUCUGCCUUUUUGGAAAUCAGGGACUGAACUACCUGAUUACAUACCUUGCCCAAUUUUCCAUUUCCUAUAUGCCUAAGAAACCCCACCCCAUUUGACAUAGCUUAAAGUGAACAGUUUCCCUGCAGGAAGAGAGAGAGUCUCACUGUCUCCACAAGAGGAUUCCUCAUUCCAUCUUCCCAGUUCUUUUGACCCAAAGGGUUGACUCCAUCACUCACAAACCAAGCUGGAGACUGAAGGAGCCCACAUAAUUAGCAUUCCAACUCACUUUGCAUUCUGGAAGACAUCGGAGGAUUCCUGCAUUGCCCAGUCUCUCCACCAAUGAGCCUUAGGGUAGACCCAACUCCCCCCAGGUGAUGGGAAUGAGUGCAUUUCAGCAAUUACCUGUUUUAUUUCCAAAAUCCUUUUGUAACAAAUGUCACCUCACUAAUCAUGUUCUUUUUUCCUAUCCUAAGCUUGUGAUGAUGACUUAUUUAUGCCAAAUAUUUAUCUGAAGAGAGUUUCUCCUUGUUGUGAAUGUACGUGUAAAAUAUGAAGAUGAGAAAGGGUGCUGCCAUCUGAUGAGCAGAGAGAUGAGAGUAUCUUGAAAGAAGACACCAAUAUCAUUUCUCUUCCUACCCCAGGACUCACCAAUAUUCCAAUUCUGGGCCAUUUAGAGAGAUAAUGUAGAGGUUUUAUCCCCCCAACCCCUUCAAUAAAUGCUGUAUUAUUGUUCAUGUUUCUCCCAUAACCAAGCUGAAAAUGGGAUCUUAAGAAGAACCGCAACUCAAGUAACAUUGCUGGUGAGCUGGACAGAAAUGACAUUUUCUAGGGCUAGGGGAGCAAAGAGCCACUGGGUGUAUCUGGGCUCUCCUCUGCCAGGGGCGUGGGAACUCAACAAUCAGAAUCCAGAAGGCCUUUUUAUGUCCAGAGGAGAAGCAUGGAAAGUCGUUCCUCCCUACAUCUGUUUUCUCGGCUAGCAAAUUUCAUACAAUAAUCACAAAUGAUGCCAAACCUUUUUGUCUCCUCAGAAUACAGAAUGAGAAGAGAAAACUAGAGUUUGACCAAUAAGAUCAAUUUAUGCUAUGAAGAAUAGGGAAAAAAAAUCAAAAUUAACUGUUUGAUG